UUCCUGGUACAUAUAAUUACAUAUAUUUAUUUUAGGUAAGGUAACAACGAAUUUACAAGAAGCAGAAGCGUCAAAAGAAAUAAAAAAAGAAAAAUCAAAAUUAUUUAUAAUGUUAAAUAAGGAUAAACAAAAGGAUUUAUUAAUAAAAAGUCCAAAGGAAGGAAAAAGUCCAAAAAUGGAAAAACAAAAAAUUAAAUUUUUUCAAAACGAAAUUGUUUUAUUUUUAAUUGAAAAAAUUUUCCAAAAAUUACAAAAUAAAUAUUUAAAUGAAACAGAAAUACAAAAAAUAUUUGGAAAAUUAAUGAUUUUGGAAAUGGCUGCUUUUAUUUGUAAUUUAGGAAAAAAUAAUAAAUUAAUUGGAAAAGAUUUUUAUGAAUGUAAAGAAAAACACGAAAUAAUUGAAAAAAAUUAUUUGAACGAAAAUGAAGAAUUUUUUGAAAAUUAUUUUGGUGAAAGAGAUGAAAGGUUUUUUGUUAAUUGUAAAUUGGAAUUAGAUCCGGACCCUGUUUGA
Meloidogyne enterolobii is the source of this 511-nucleotide messenger RNA. NCBI's taxonomy places the organism in Eukaryota, Metazoa, Nematoda, Chromadorea, Rhabditida, Meloidogynidae. The record is from the annotation of a GenBank genome assembly.